GCGCGGACGCGGGGGCGGCGGGAGCGCGGACGGCUCAGCUGCCCCGGAGUCGCCGAGACCCCGGCUUGCGCGCAUCCAAGUGAGGGCUGCGCCCCGCUAGCCCCAGCUCCCGUAGCCUCCCCGCCUGCGCCCCACGGCACGCGCCGUACAGCCAUGAACACCAACGACGCCAAGGAGUACCUGGCCCGGAGGGACAUUCCUCAGCUUUUCGAGAGCCUUUUGAAUGGCUUGAUGUGCUCCAAGCCUGAACACCCCAUAGAGUACCUGGAAAGUUGUUUACAGAAAGUCAAGGAGCUAGGAGGCUGCGACAAGGUGAAGUGGGACACAUUCGUCAGCCAGGAGAAGAAGACAUUACCCCCGCUGAAUGGAGGACAGUCUCGGAGAUCCUUCCUCAGAAAUGUAAUGCCUGAAAACUCAAACUUUCCUUAUCGACGAUAUGACCGGCUCCCUCCCAUCCAUCAGUUCUCCAUAGAAAGUGACACGGACCUGUCUGAGACCGCAGAGCUGAUAGAAGAGUACGAGGUGUUUGACCCAGCGAGACCUCGACCCAAAGUCAUCCUCGUCAUAGGUGGUCCAGGAAGUGGAAAGGGUACUCAGAGUUUGAAAAUUGCAGAGCGAUACGGAUUCCAGUACAUUUCAGUGGGAGAAUUAUUGAGGAAGAAAAUCCACAGUGCCAGCAGCAACAGAAAAUGGAGUCUGAUCGCCAAGAUAAUUACCAACGGGGAGCUGGCCCCACAGGAGACAACGAUUACUGAGAUAAAACAAAAACUGAUGCAGAUACCUGAUGAAGAAGGCAUUGUUAUUGAUGGAUUCCCAAGAGAUGUUGCCCAGGCUCUCUCUUUUGAGGACCAGAUCUGCACCCCUGACCUGGUGGUGUUCCUGGCUUGUGCCAACCAGAGGCUCAGAGAGAGGUUAGUGAAGCGUGCAGAGCAGCAGGGACGGCCAGAUGACAAUCUGAAAGCCACCCAAAGGAGACUAGUAAACUUCAAGCAGAACGCUGCCCCGCUGGUGAAAUACUUCCAGGAGAAAGGACUCAUCAUGACCUUUGAUGCUGACCGAGAUGAGGAUGCUGUGUUCUAUGACAUCAGCGUGGCAGUUGACAACAAGCUGUUUCCAAACAAGGAGGCUGCGACAGAUUCAACUGACCUUGACCCUUCGAUGAUGUUUGAUGCUGGAGAGAUCGUUGACACAGGAUCAGAUUACGAUGAUCAGGGUGACGAUCAACUAAAUGUGUUUGGAGAGGACACCAUGGGAGGCUUAAUGGAGGAUUUGAGAAAAUGUAAAAUCAUUUUCCUGAUGGGUGGCCCUGGCUCUGGCAAAGGCACCCAGUGCAAGAAACUGGCAGAAAAAUAUGGAUUCACUCAUCUCUCCACUGGCGAGCUCCUGCGCCAGGAACUGGCCUCAGAGUCAGAAAGAAGCAAACUGAUCCGUGACAUCAUGGAGCGUGGAGACCUGGUGCCCUCGGGUGUCAUCCUGGAGCUACUGAAGGAGACGAUGGUGGCCAGCCUGGGCGACACCAAGGGCUUCCUGAUUGACGGCUACCCCCGGGAAGUAAAGCAGGGGGAAGAGUUUGGACAAAGGAUUGGAAACCCACACUUGGUGAUCUGCAUGGACUGCUCAGCAGACACCAUGACCAAGCGCCUUCUGCAGAGAAGCCAGAGCAGCCAGUGUGGGGAGGACACUGCCAAGACCAUUGCCAAGCGCCUGGAGGCCUACCACCGAGCGUCCAUUCCUGUCCUCGCCUACUAUGAGACCAGAACACCACUGCGGAAGGUCAACGCAGAGGGAACACCUGAUCAGGUUUUUCUUCAGCUCUGCACAGCUAUUGACUCUGUUUUCUGAAGGAGAAAAUACGUAACUGCUAAGGGAAGUAGCGGCAGAAAUUCACAUGACAUUCACCCCUUCAUGAACACACUUCUGUGUCCUCCAUCCCAGCAGGCUCUUUCCUUCCAGCUCAACUCACGGGAGUUAUCUGGAAGCCAUGCAUGGUAUCUCUGGGACCUUCCACCUCUUCCUCCUGUAGACAACCAUCCCCUUUGGUAUGGUACACUUGUUUUUCUGUCACCAGGCUGUACCUCAGAGCAAAGUCAGGAUGGGAAGAGCAGUGUGGGAUCUGUUUGUGCGAGGUGUGCCCCAGGGCUGGCUGGAGUCUGAUCCAUCACACAGGGAGAACCUAUCAGUUUCCUUCUCACCCAUUUAUUUGUUCUUCCCGGAUAUGGGUCCUUGGCAUGGGGGCAAGCUUGGACACGUCAUCCUAUACUGGCUCUGCUUCUCCAGUUCCACCCAGGAAGGGUCCAGAGCUCUGGUGGAACCUUUAACUGCCCUGUGGCACAGAGGCACCACACCAGUAGUACUUGACAGAAAUGUUUCGAAAUAAGACACUGUCCAGCUUCUCUAAGGGAGCACAACAGGGCAAUCAGUACUAUCAUUUCUGGGAAGCUACAUAGAACAGUGUAAUAAAAGCUAACACAUCUGAGCAACUGUACAAGCCACUCUCCAUGUGGUGGUAGUCUCAGCAAUUCCAUAAAUUAGUAUCAGAGACCGGAGGUAACUUAAAAGUAGGAGAGGUGAUUGUUACUUCACUCACUGGAAAAACCCGUCUUGUAGUUCUGAUCUGAGAUGACUACUCCCUGACAUAUUGCCAAGUCAAAAGCAAGGAAGAGUAUGCUAACGGUGCUGGGGAUAGGCUCGUGUGUGGGUGUCCUGUGCUGUGUCCUGCGUUGCACACUCUUCAUGGCCUGCUCCCUGGGGAAACACUUGCAUCACACCAGUGAAGCAUGGGUCUUUUGUGCCGAGCUGUUGGACUGAAGCUGCUGCCAUCUUCUGAAAUACCUGUCUCUUGCACUCUGUCACUACACAACACGCAGUUUGGUUUGCAUGAUUCUUUUCCUCAAUGAGUGUGCAAAUACAGAGAUGUUUCCAGGACAGACUGUAUUUUUAAAAUCAUUUUUUCCUCAAAACAGUUAUGUAGAAAUGAAAUAAAUGGAAGCCAGGAUAA
This is a messenger RNA of Peromyscus maniculatus bairdii (prairie deer mouse), 2998 nucleotides long. RefSeq names its product adenylate kinase 5 (gene Ak5). Gene Ontology annotation, cellular component: cytoplasm. Gene Ontology annotation, biological process: ATP metabolic process. Gene Ontology annotation, molecular function: AMP kinase activity; ATP binding. NCBI's taxonomy places the organism in Eukaryota, Metazoa, Chordata, Mammalia, Rodentia, Cricetidae. The record is from RefSeq and is a predicted model, not a curated record.